Messenger RNA from Porites evermanni, 20166 nucleotides. The record is from the annotation of a GenBank genome assembly. Lineage: Eukaryota; Metazoa; Cnidaria; Anthozoa; Scleractinia; Poritidae.
AUGGAGAAUUCAAGGUGGAUCCGACUUUUUUUUAUAGUUCAUUUUCUCCAAACCACGAUCGCUUCGGACGGUAAGUUAAAACUUAUUUUCGUAAUUUGUGAAUAUUACCCUUAAUUGCGAAGGUUAACGGUAAGCGCAGCGACUCCUCACGCUCGUUAUGCAAUUGGAGAAAAUUUAAUACUUGACAGAUCCCAAACUGACUCUUACGAACAGCUUGAAAAUACAACAACAACUUUUACGUAGACCGGGACAAAUAGACAUAUAUGAUUGCGGUUUGGGGUUAUGGUAAAGAGAAAUUUGAUUGAAUCCGAAUUUCUUUAUGUGACAUCAUGAGCCACAUUAUUAUAACUGACCAUUAGGUAUGAUGUCUUCAAAUCAAAACUUUUGUCAAUCAAUAUUCUAAAUUCUGUCUUCAAAAUGCUUUCCAGCAUUUUGACUCACAAAGUCUACGCCAUUCUAUGCGAAAAUAGGGCAUUUCCAUUAAGCAGUUUCGAAAUUUCUGACAUAUUUUCUUCUCGCCAGCACUUGAAUUUUUUAUAAAGUAUAUACUUGCGAGGAUGGAGUGAAACUGGUGUAACAAGAGAAUCAAUAGUGCCACCAGAAAAAUCGAUUAUUUUAGUAGCUGAAAAAAAUCUUGGUAAACAUAACUUUGACUAUAAAAAUUGAUCAUAAGAAGCAGAGGAUAUACAAUUUUAAGCUGGAGGCGUUUAUGCCAUGGUUCGUUGCUAAACGUUUGCUAUAUGAUUUUGAUAAAUUUGUUUGAAUGAGUUCAACAGACAUGCUUGAUCGCUUCAGUUACCCAAGCAACUUAGCGUGAAAAAAUUAACCUUUUACCCGUAAAGUACAAGCUGCUUUCAACUCUAAAUAACACAGUUUUUUGAAUGCAUAUUAUUGUAGAGUCUUGUAGAUGCUUUCAAGACAGACACAGAAGUUAUUAUUAAGGUUUCAGAUGAUAGGCAACUAAAACUAAUCAAAGACGGGUGUUGUCCCUCCUUGAAUUAAGUUUUGGUAACUAUAUUACACUGAUAUUAACAUAAUCAUUGAUCGAGCAGGCCUGUAAACUUUGGAAAUAAACUUUCCAUGUUCAGUUGAGCAACCCUUCAAAACUGAGGAAAACAGGACUUGAGACUAUUACAAGGAGAACCUUAGUUACGAAAUAACCCGACAAAGAUUCCGGUUUAAAAGAUUUUCUUUAAAGAUUUAACGUAGCUUCGCAUCCACAUUCUGUGCUUCCGUGCCACAUAUUCUCGUUAAAAGUCUGCACUUCAACAUGGCACAAAAAUUUUUCAAGCCUUUCGGACAAGAAAUGCUGUAUGAAAUGACUUUUGUAAAUACAGUUAACUCCCAAUGACUCGAACCCUUGCUAACUCGAACCUCGCGCUAACUCGAACCAAAGUCGAUUUCCCCUCGAUUUCCUUCUUACAUUUAUUGUAAUUUUACCCUCAGUAACUCGAACCCUAGAUAACUCGAACCUCCCGCUAACUCGACGUAAUUUUUGUUUCCCUUCGCAGCUCAUUUCUAUACAAUUUUAUCCUCGAUAACUCGAACCAUAUUAUAAGUGCGUGACAAGUUAGGAAAAAAACCGUCUACUGAAGUCCGAAACAUUGAAUUUAUUUCAAAAAAACUCAGUAAAUUCUUUGUCUUUACUUUUUUGCCAUUCCAGUUCAAAUUCAGUUGCUUAAUUACUUUUCCUUCCCAUCCAUUUGCUUAUUUCCUUCAAGCUCCCGAUAACUUGAACUUUGUUCGAUUUCUCUUGAAGGUUUGAGUUAUCGGGAGUCCACUGUAGUGUGGUUGGGUGGGUAACCCCCCUCCCCGCCCCGUCCGCACCGGCACCCGGGCAUCUCUAUCCCUGCUUCUCCCUCUUGUCUCAUACUUUAAAUGCUAUUAUCUCUGAUUCAGGUUUAUUUACAAAUUUUAUCAAAAAAAAAUGCUAAUAUCCUGCUAAAUUCAAAAUUAGGUACCUUUAUCAAUGACAGAGUAGGAAGGUGCUCUUGCCCAAAAGGUAUCUUGGAAAGACUCGAAAAAAGAUAUAUAUUAAUUUCAAUACUAAAUAUGUCUGAAAACCACUGUAAUAAAUGUAUCAAUGCAUGAAGAAACUGUGUGCUGUUUUUUUAAUGAAAAAGUGGGGCACUAUGCUAUUUCACGGUCUUUAGCAGUCAAAUAUUCCUAAUAGUUGGCUUUUAAAUCAUGUCUAUCUGCUACUGAUAAAUGUUUUGACGCGCUGCAGUAUUUUUUCGCUUGCGAUUUUCCCUUUUUUCACAGACUUCUGUAUGAUUCAACAACAGAGUUUGUCGUCUUCCGUAAAGACUUUUUUUUAGAUUUUAUCUGUCAUUCUUAAGCAAAAUUUACCCCUUUCUGUUUGACUGAGUUUGCUGCUGAGGAAGAAAAAACACUAACACUUGCUGUGAGAUAAUCUUACAUGACAGAUGUAAUGUGCUCUCCGGCUGAUGGCUUUCUGCUGUGUACUUAGUUUUCUUCACUCUUCUUUUUUACGCAGAAUCGUGGUGCGUUGAUCAUAACGCAUGCGCAAUGUACGGAGCAGAACAUUGUGAGUCAUACGACUGGAUUGACCUCAACUGUCCCAAACUAUGUGGACACUGCGGAAAGGGUGAGUUCGCUACUUUUCAAUUCUUGAAUUUUGUUAUUAUUGUCGUUUUUGAUAAAGGAGCUUUUUCACUACAAUCCAGUCAAUUUUCCUUAGUAUUGCCCGUUCGCCCUUACUUUCUUUGGAGGUUUAUGUUAGCAAACUGAAAAAACUGGUAAAUGACAAGUUCCAACUUCGAGACAAGCAAAAACGUCUGUUAGGCAUUAAAUUGAGGAAAACGUUUUUUCUGCUAGUGAUAAAAGUGGCUUAAUAGAAUUUUUCCGAGCAUUUCCAACAGAAGUCCAACAUAAGACAAACAUCCUGCAUACUGCUAAUAAUGAGAUUAACUGGAAUUGACCUUGAAAAAAUUUAAUGUUGUCAUUAAUUCGUUUUAAUCUGUUGCAUACCUUCCUAUUAGCCAUAUGUUUACGGUAGAACAUUUCAUUUUCCUACAGGAGAAUCAUUAGCUCCAAAACAGACUGAGAAAGUUGAGGGCUUUGUGGCAGCACAGCCAACAGUAAACCCCUUAGUGGGAUGGGAGGAUUCUCCCACGACUGCUCCAGACACUUCAAAGGUGGCGCUUAAUAGCAACUUCACCUACCCAAGAGUACCGCAAGGUACCACACCAUUCGCAGCAACGAAGGAAGUUGCUAAUGAGACAAUUUACCCGGAAGUUUCCGUUCCGAUUAAAGAUUUUCCAUCUUAUAACUUAUACAACAAGACGGAAAGCUUUGUCGAAUCCAUGCUUCCGGUCUCGCAGAGCACUACUUCCGGUUCACAGGUCGGCGUUUAUGACUCGUCAACGCCCCCAGAAGCACUUUCGGUUCAUACAGGUUCGCUUGAGCCCACUGAGGCACCUGUGGUUGUUAUGAAUGCUAACGAACUUCCGGUCGUACCCGUAGAGGAAGUGGAAGUCUUAGAAAUUAAGCAGACGCCUGAUUGGGUUGUGGAAGUACCACAGAGAGCCCAACCUUUAGAAAACAAUGGAGUGGAGAAUAUUAGGAUUUCCUUCAUCGAUAAAAAGAAACCAGUACCAGGAGUAAAGGAAAUUUCUAUACACCCCCCGGGGGAAGGAAAUGCGGAAAAUAUCAAGAUCUCAUUUAUUGGAAAUAAAACAUCAACCGAUGGAAAUGUAUUAUCUUUGGCACCGAAAGGAGAAGAACAUGAAAAAAUUAGAAUAUCGUUUGAAAAGGAAAAGGGAAAAGCUGUAGAGGUACCUGUUCUCGUGCAUAAAACAGAAAAUGCAGCCUCCAUAGGGACACCAAUUGUUGUGCACGAAAACGAGGGUCCUGUGGUAAUGGAAGGUCCCGCCUCCACCGGGGUACCGUUGAUAGUACAUGAAACGGAAAAUGCUGCCUCCACAGGGACACCAAUUGUUGUGCACGAAAACGAGGGUCCUGUGGUGGCCGAAGGUCCUGCCUCUAAUGGGGUACCGUUGGUGGUACAUGAAACAGAAAAUGCUGCCUCCAUGGGGAAGCCAAUUGUUGUACACGAAACUAAGAGCCCUGUGGUUACCGAAGGUCCUGUCUCUACUGGGGCACCGUUGCUGGUACACGAAACAGAAAAUGCGGCCGCAGCUGGGGUACCAUCGGUGGUACAGGAAGCCAAAAAUGUUGCCCCUAGUGAAGCGCCACUCGUUAUUCACGGAAACGAGAGUCCUUUGGUUGUCGAGGGACCCGUGGCUGUUGAAAACGCCCCACAAACAAGCGCCACUGCGCAUAUUCUGGCGACUCCAGCUCCUCCUAUGCCCACCGGCCCAGGGGUGGUCAAUCCGUUCGAGGGAGGAGUGGUUGACCAUAUUAUCAAAAAUGCCACAAAUAUGGUUCCUACCGCACCGAAUCAGAAUGUUACUGUGAAUUUUAUGAACAAUGCGGUAACUGCUGGACCUGUGACACAGCAGCCUCAUGUGACUCUGCAGCAGCAACGUAAGUAGUUACAUUGUAAUACGUAUACUUGUGACAACAGCAUUCGAGAAGGGUCCCUAUUGUUGUGCGUUACAUGUCAAAACGUAAAUGAAUGGCUUUGUGAUUUUUUUAACGGAAACUAGGAAACUUUUGCUUGUACCUUCGAACGGAAAUGAUUGUUAAUUAUUGAGCCAGCGACAGGACCUAACCUAACAAUAGAGAGAUGAAGAACUAGAGGUAAUGUAAUCAUUGAUUACGGAUCCGCGUUCGUCACUUACGGAAAAAUUACGGAAACGAAAUCGAGUCGAAAGGAGUCCGAGGUGCCCCUGAUAAAAUUAAUAGGGGCGGCUAAUUUGCAGUCGCCCUUGACAGCUCAAACAUUUCUUCCUUAGUCCCACAGGGACACCAGAUUACUAUGCGCUCUGUCGAACGCAAUUGCGUUAACGGCAAACGGCAAGGGUCAACUUGUACCAUGUGACCAAGCGUCCCGCGCGUUACUUUUCGUUUAAUCUUUCUUACAUGCAUCUGUACACAAAUAACUACGGUUUCAGAUCAGCUUCAUUCAUCAGAGUGAUUUUGCGGAGCUUUGAGCUGUUUAUUUCCUUUUACUUUUGCCGUUUGCCAUGAACGUGAUUUCCAGUGUCGCGUAAUUUUUACGUGCGUAACAUUUACGUUCGCCAAUAUGAUAGAGGCAAUGCAUGAGAGGACGAUCGUAAGCGUAAAAGUUGAACGUUGCUCAACUUAUCGAUUAAGCUCAGCUCUUUUUAUCUUGCCCCUAUUUUAUUUACGUGAUUAAAAUCAUUUUACGUGCGUUAACGCACGUUGCCAAAAACGCGUCAGUGGAAAAUCAACCUUAAGUCUCUCUUAUGUUAUUUUUCUGUGUACCCGAGACCCAAAGCCCAAAGCUUUCAAGCCCAGUUGGCAUGACUACAUAUUUAUGAGGGCUUUUAGUCCAAAUCGACUUUUCAGGUUUAAGGUUUAAGGUCUCCGUUUCUCAGUAUCACAGGAAUUAUUUCAAGUUUGUCAUGAUUAUGUAUGAAGCGAGUUUUCAAACUAAGACACAAAAUCGAAAUUACUUGAUUCGAAAUCGUGGCUUGUUUCAUCAUUUAACCAAAAAACUCGAACCUGAGAGCACCACAAACUUUAUAUAUUGGACCACUCUUCUUUAAAGCAGUAAAUCCGGCAUUAAAAUAAAUAUGUGACAUAAUCACUAGGUGUUAAAACCGGUAGAUACUUUGCGACUAAGAAAUCUUUUUUGUUUUUUGAUAAGCAGUGGUUUCUUCGCAGCUCAGCAUUCACUGUCGAGUAUCGGCUUAGUUUUGACUUAACCUAUUGACCAACAGAAUCGAUGUCUUUUACGAAAUCUUUUUGUCCUGCGAGAGAUCAAUUGUGUGCACUGAGAUCUUCUCCAGAUUUUAUAGAAAUAUUUUCUGCGUAAUUGCGGGUGGCGAAAGAUGGAUGUUUCGCGCACCGGCCAAUGGUGCAUUAAUGUUAAUGAAAGCAAGGCUCGUGGAGGUGUUUUGUGAUCUUGACGCCAUGUAAGAGCUGUGUAAAAUGGUAAAGGAAACUGUGCAAGGAAAACAUGGAAAAAACUUUAUUCUUUCACCUGCUGCUGCUGUUUCCGCUUAGGGUCUCCUCACAAAGUAAGCUUGUUGUGUCAUAAUUUGUUCGGGUAUCUCGAAAAUAGUCAAAACGUUAAAUAUGCACUGACCUUAAAUACGAUCCGAUAGCUAGGUUGCAAAAUAUAUUCACCGUACAGAUAACUUCGUUUUUGCAUUUCUGUCUUUAACAGCUAGAGUCGUUUGCAUAAGUUUAGAUCUGUCUUCAUCGAGGUGAAAUUUGCGUCAACCAGUAAUAAUCGAGGUCCGUUUGCUUUGUCACAAAAUCGAUAUUCCAGUCAUUGCAGGGAUGGGGAUUGCGUUCGUAUCUAAUGAUCUCCUUGUAUUUGAAAAAGUAAAAACCGACUAAAAAUGUGAUUCUGAUUACUAUGCCUUAUUUUAAGGUUUACUAAAUCUGAUACUCAUAUCCAUAUUUUCCAUAAGCGACCAUCGACGCCUCAGAAAAAUUUGGUUUAAGGAUGACGCCAAUUUGUCAUUAAGGUUAUCAGAUUACUUCGUUUUAGGAUCUGUUCAAUCAAAAUCAUUAAAAGGGCAAUUUUUCUUGCUAACGAGGUAGAGUUCGGUUCUGCAGGAAGGGUCAGAGUGGAGAGCUGCAUCUGAAGUAUUGGAUAAAACUCUAAUAUAAUUCUAUUGCAAACUGCGCACGCAUUCUGACAGAAAUGCUCGCCUUUGAACUAUCAUAUCGGCUUAAACAAAGUAUGGGGAGAAAAGUCGACCGGUUUUAAGCCAGUAAGAGGAUAAAAAAAUUAGAAUGCUCAUCAUUGAAUUUCAAUGAGAGUUCGCUUUUAAAUUUUCAAAUAGAAAUGUUCGAAAUGUAUGCUGAAACUGACGAAUUGCGAAAUUUUUGCUUUUCCUCUUGCCCUAAACAGAAUGAAGUUUACCGUAUUCUAUUUUUUUCAGCUGUCGAGGUACAAAAUACUACGAACUCACCAAGUAUUUAUGGUAAGUAUAGUGGUCUUAUCCGGUCAAUAGUUGAAGUCAAUAUAACUUAUGAAACAAUAAUUAACAAAUUAGUGACUACAAUAACAAAAGCUAUAAUAAACAAAAUAUUAACAAUAAGCUAUGAUAAACAAAUUAGGAAGCGUGGCCAAAAGUGGUUAGAGCGUUGGACUUGCAAUUCGGGGGCCCCAAGUUCAAGUCCCGCCUGGCUGGAUUUGUUUUCGGUAGUCCCGAGUUCAAAUCCUCUGCCAUGCUUGCGAAUAGCCAGCUGCUUUGCCUCCGUCCAAGUUGGGAUUCUUAACCCUGUUAAGUUCAAUUUGAGUUAUUUGUUUCAGCCAUUUGCUCGGCCCCACUAGCAUUUAUAGUGCUGUAAAUACUGCCGAGGGUAAAUAACGGAAUUAUUAUUAUUAUUAUUAUUAUUGUUAUUAGUUCCUCCCCACAGCUCUUUAUAGUAGAUAUUCAUGAAGAAAAGCAUCGCAAGAAACGUUCAGUGGAAUUGAAUAGUUUAUUAAUUCCAUGUGACCCUCUCCGAGCCUGUAAGGCCAAUCCAGAUCCAUAUCGAGAUGUGUGAAAUAUUCUCCGGCUAGUCAAUGUUGUCAUGGUGAUUUAUAUAGUGACAUGAGUUUUGUCUGACCCUAACCUCGUCCCCAGUGUUAUUCCCUCUCAUUUUUUUAUGGUAAAGGAUUGAGGACAAAGUUGGUCUGAGCUUAUGACACCAUAAUGACAAUUUUAGGGUUUCUGCCGAGAGGUGGAAGGAAAUCUUGCAACUUCAAUUAGUCUGCUAAUUGAGCAAGCUUUGGAACUCUCGUAUGCCAAUAAAGGCUGCACGAUUUGCAUUAAUGUGUUGGAUAAUUAUUUAGCUGACUUAGCUAAGAAGAGUUGUAUGUAAAUGGUUUACGCGUUCGUACAAAUUAUGGCAUCGAAAGAUGACGAGUCCGAAUCUCGUUGCAGUUCGAUUAUUUCAUGAUAGAAAUCUGUCAAACGAAAUUUUAAUAGAUUUGAUUUUUCGUAGAAUCAUGGUGCAACGAUGACCCAGCCUGUGGCAAUUACACAGAAAACAGAUGCAGUGAUGACUGGCUAAAAAUAAACUGUCCCAGGAAAUGCAGGAUAUGUGGCAACGGUUAGUUAAUGGGGCGUAUACCCAUGACAUCACAGCAGCCAUGUUAGUGUUCAUAGGCAACUUAAAUGGCACACCAACGGAACUUAUUUUUUAAACUUUCCAUUCCGUUUGGCAAUGCCAAGAUGGUAGGGGUCACUUGUGACAAGUGUUUGUUCUCUAAGCUUGGCGGAGACUAAUGAACUCAUGCCUCUUAGUUGCGUUUAUAUAUGGUUAAAUCCUACCAUCUUUUAUAAAUACCAACUUGAGAACUUGAAAACUAAAAAAAUCUGCUUAAAAUACCCGAGGUUACGCCUUCAGACCCCUCCUCUUAGUCAAAUUGGUUUCUUUAAGGGGCUGUAGGGAGAGCAGUCUAUAAGAAAACAUGAAGGACAUUGACUUGGUGGACUUGGUGAUUGGAGAUCUCAAAUUCUGUCGGCAGCCCUGCGCAUAGAAAGAUAAUAUUGUUUACAACUCAAGGUGAAAGCAAAGUAGUUUUAACGGCGAUAUUUUAACGUUACCAUAAUGCCUUUCCGGUCCAACUAUCGGUCACGAGAAGAUCGUAAACAUGAUGAGUAGAACCUCUUUGUUUAUCUCUCAGAGACAGCAACUGGAGGGUCAACUCCAGGCCAAGCUGCAACGGAAAAGCCUUACACCGAGCUGACCGUGACUGUUCCAUCAGAGGUAACAAAAUCUCUAGAAACUUCACGGAAACCUGUCGUGGUGAACAUCAAGGGCGAGAAUGGAAAUCCUGCCUUGGCAGAUGAGACCGAGAAAAAGGCUCCAAUGGUCGAGACGAUUGUAGUGAACUUACCCUCCAAGAUAAAAGCCGAAGAUGAAGAAAAGGCUCAGGUGAAGGUCAAAGGACCAUCAAAGAAUCAUAUUAAGGCGUCUGUGCAAAAUGGAACAACUGUACUCGAAAUACCAGAGGGUAAGAAUAAAUAAGAAGAGUCAAAACGUUCGCAAGGAAUUCUAGGUGGUCUAAUGGAAGGUACGCGACUCACCUAAAGAGCAAAUACUAGUUUACAGUUUUGGUUUCCAACCACCUGAUAAGGUGGAAAAGUAGUUUAGUUUCCAUGGUUACUAUAACGUUAGCUGUGGCCCAACCACAGAAAUUCAUUUCUUCUAAAAUGUACUUGUUUUAUCCAAAGCUGUCAUGCGUAUAUACAACCAGGAAACUACCAAAACAAGAAAAACUAAAACAGCUUGCAAAUAGAUUUAAUAUUACGCAGUACAAAAUUAGGUUGUAGACUUAACUGCGGUGGCCUAUUGGACUUUCUAUACCAGGUCUCUGACUCACGUUUUUGAUAUAGGGUCAUACAUGAACCAAUUUCAAUCCAGUAGAAUGAGUCAAACGAAACAGCAAGUGACACUCUCAUACCUCAAUACCUCACAUCACCUGAAAGGUGCAGCCAUGAGCAGCUCUGAACCCGGUUUUGACCCUACAGAACUCUGACGGUUAUGCCAUAUGCUGAUAAACCCCAGCAAGGGCAAAACCGCUGUAAGUAGCUGCCACAAUCUCGACCCCAGAGCUCUUCUGGGCAGAUUGCGUAAGCACUGGGGUCGCGAUUGAUGGCUGCCACUGCCCGGGUGAUAUGGUUGUACGCAUACUUGAGUUACUGCCAAAAAGUAGGACCGUUUCUGGCAGAAAUUUGAAUUGUGAUAUAUUUUUUAAUUUGUCAUUUUUAAGCUCCAUGGUGUAUUGACAAGACUGAAUGCUCACGAUACUCAGCAAGCCAGUGUCACGAUGACUGGGUGCAACUGAAUUGUCCCCGAAAAUGCCAGUUUUGCCGACGUAAGUAGCCCAAUCUCAGAAUAUCGUCAAUCUCAGUUUCUGUUUUAUUGAUAGUAAGAUGGUAAGUUCGUAAGAUUUUGAAUUACCCGUGAUACUCAUGAUUAUUGAUUUUUGAAAGACUUUUAUAUAUGCAUUGCGUGCCUAUGUAUCAUACGUUUGCGGUGAGCUGGGAUCUACCACAUCAAAACAUGGCGGAUGGAUUUUGGCGGACGUGGAGCGCAAAUUACAGAUCUUUCGCACCGAGGAUGUUUUAUCGUUCUUUUUGCCGACAAAACAGGCAUACACAGAACGAUGUGAUUUCUGAGCACCGACAUGAUGCACAUUUAGCGAAGGAUCCUAUAACAAUAGAAUAACGACGGACGGUGACUGCAUGACUUCACAGCUGUCCGGGUUCAACUCGUGCGAGUUUCAGCUCUCCGUUUCAUUUCAGCUGUUUGCAAAGACGACCCCGAAUGCAGUCGAUUCUCAACAGAAAGCUGCUCUAAUGAGUGGAUGAAAGCAAACUGCAAGAAAAAAUGUGGCUUCUGUGAAGGUAAGGUGAUGUAAACAACCCGAUAUGACGAGGUCGCAAGCAAGAAAUUUAAGGCUUAGAGAUUUCAUAAUCGUUUGUAAUCUGUAGCAUGAUAUACAGUACUGUAAUGGUUAUUGGCAAAUUAAUACUUUGAUACUAUUUAGAAUAUUGUGAACAUGUGUGCAUAAAUUAUCAUAAAAAGGUAAACAAUAGUAUGAAACAAACAUUUUAAGUUCAGGUUAAGGAUUGAGGCCAUUUUGUCAGAUAAAUGUACAUAAAGACAAUCUUAUUGUUAUUCGAGUAGUACCUUCUUAUUAUUUAAGCAUUUUUUAAUACAUGAUAUUACUUAUUAAGGGGAAACAGGUGAAUUAAAGUGAUGGGAUGUUAAAUAUUUUAAAUAUUUUGGUAUUCGUUAUAUAUAUUGUCUUGUGGUUUGAUUAAAAAUGAUACCUUCACAAAAAAAAUAAUUGUAUAACGCUACUGAUCAUUACUAAUCUUCUAACUCAGUAAAACUUUGAUGAAGCUUUUUUACUAACGUACUAACUGCUUCUUGCUAAUCAUGCCUUCUUAUUGUGGAUGGCCUAUUAAGUAAAAGUCUGUAAUAUUAAGAGUUUUGUCAAUCUUUUGGACACAGAAGGUUGAGGUUGAGUGCAAUUCCACACAGGUGAAUGUUGUUCUAAAUAGGAUUUUUUGUGAUGGUGGUUAGCAUUUGAAAACCUGGACAGAAGUCAUCAACAAAAUUAAGGCUUGGCAAACACUACCUGGAAUGUACCUGACAUAGUGUUACAUAUCGUAUGCUUUGUAGUGUACCUCUAGCAUUGAUGUAUGCAUGCGGAAUGUCAUAUAAUACAUAUGUUUCUUUAUAUUCUACAUGUAUGUGUGUUUAAUCAUAGAUAAACAUGAAAAAGUAGUAAAAGACUUAAAAGAUUUUUCAUUCAUAAUGUACAGUGUACAUCUGUUAGCAAGCCUACCUUUGUCAGCUUUACCAACAAUUUACAGUAUUGUCAUCUUCUCUGAACAAGUUAUUCCCACUGGUAAAAAUAAAAAAAGCGAGAACUAUGUCAAAAGGUGAUGACUUCUGCACAGGUUAUUAAAAUGUCUGUCACUGCCACUAAUGAGGCCCUGUUAGGGUAAAUUUUGACAGACGACUUGACCUUGAAACAGUGACAAAGGGGAAGUAGAGAUGGCGACAAACGACACAAAGAUGGGUUGAAACUGCGACAGCAACAGAGAAAAGUGCAAAUAUCCCUUAAAGCCCAAAUAUAUCCACAUACAAAUUCUCCAAACUGAUCUCCAUACAUUUCCUUUAAGAAUAAGUUUAGAGAAUUUGAUAAAAGAUCAAGGUAUUUUCUCUUUGGUGAGCAUUUUAUUAAUUCUCAUAACCAUUUUUCUUGCCAAUGUAUGGACAUCAUUAGGAGAAAAUUGAUGUUGAUCACUAUUGGGACUUAAAGGGUUACAACAGUGGAAUACUGGCGGACAGUGACAUGGCUCCUUGCCUUCCUCAAUACAGGAAACAACAAGUUUUGAAAUUCAGACUGGGACAUACAAUAUGUAACCCCCCUAAGAGGGCCUCACUAACAGGAAAUUUGGGACUACAUUUACGUGGACGAUUACAUUUGUAUAUUCAGCCUACUCUACCAUUAGUGUGAACAAAAAUGCUUCUGAUUGGUAACAAAAUAACAGGCACAUCAAAAGUUGUCCUCAGAAAACUGAUUUAAUUGAGCUGAGUCAAGAGACCUAAUAGAUGAGGUAGUAAUAUCAGGUCUUUUAAAACUGGAUCUGGUUUUGCUGUUUAACUAUUUGAAUUUGAAGUGCAAACGUUUUGCCCUCUCAAUCAACUCUUUCAAUUUUAGGAUUAGAACAAAAUGGAAAAGAUGAAAAAGAAGGUGAGAUUUUAAAUUCCGCAGGUCAUUGAUUCCUACUGAUUCAUUUUUUUCAAAAAUAUCGAUUACCUCAGGAGUUGUGCAAGAAAAUAAAUCAAAAGCACAUUUAAAUUAAAACUAACAAUCAAUAUGAGUAAAAUAACCUGUACACAAUCAAUUGACACAACACUCAUUUCAUUUUAAAAUACACAUACAAGUACACAUUAUUUGUAAAUGAAUUCACUAAAGUUAUGCCAUCCUUAACCAUACUAACAUCGCACUAAUACUAAAUCUUAACGCAUUAAUUGAUCAUUCAUGCUCACUAGCUCCUUGCAACUAAACUAUAAAACAAUCUAAAUUUCCAGUGUUAAAGCAGCCUGCAUUGAAAGCAUUUUCUUCGAGUGCAUGAAUGUUUUUACGUCAUGCUUGAGGAGUUGGCAUGAGUCAAAGGGGGUGGUGGAAAGGUUCACUAUUUCUCUUCUCCCCAAUUAAACACAUCAGCCAUUGCAUAAUGAACAUUAUUAUACAUUUUAGAGUCCACGGCUAGUUGUGGAACUCAGCGCAACCUACAGAGAAGUUAAAUAUCUGCUAGCAGUUUAGUGACUAAUCUGUAGAUUGUAUGCAGUGUGAUAUCCGGAAUAAUCAAAGUCUUGGCCUCGGCCUUGGGCUCUGCUUAUAACACUUACCUGAAAAUGAUAUUGAGUAUCCCUGAAAACUUCAUCUAAUAAAUAUUCAUAAACAAGCAUCUUUUGCUCCCCUCCCUAAGAGAGUUCUUGCAAUGCAUGCUAUUUCGUUAAGCCCCAGGAAAACUGAAACGUUUGAACCAGCUUUUGUUGCCUACAGCUGUACAGUUACAAUAAUAACAAUAAUAUUAUUGAUGUUGCAAAUAAUUUUAGAUAGAUUGUUUGUGCAAUUUGAAAUAACCACCGAUCGGAAAUACUGAUUGAAAGAUGAGGCACUACCUAUACAUGCACUUCAUCUGUCUUGACGUGAAACUUUAUAGGAGGGAUUUGAAUUCAGCUCCGGGGAAGAUUAGGGAAUUGCAGAGUUGAGUGACUAAAACAAAGAAAUGCCGCGUAAAUUGCAUAUAGAAUACCAAAUACCAAUCUUCAGAAGCCCGAGAAAGAUAUUCAGCAUAGAACCAAUUAAACACCUAUGGUCAGUCAAAGCCUAUUAUAAAACGAACGAAUUUUUUUCUAACUGAGAAAACACCAAACAGCAGGAGGCAAGAGACGAGUGUUUAUCAAGCAUAGAAUAAGCUACAAACAAUUCUUACCAGUUUUUUUAUCCGGUCAAAGUUUUCAGUGCCUUUUAUGUCGGCUCGAGGAUAGAUGUAGUGACGCUGUCCUCCAGUAUUUUCUUUCCUCUUGUACGGUUCAUAACCUUGGAAAAUUCCUUUUGGUUAGCGGUAUCCUGAACGCAAGUAAACGCUUGAACUGUGUAUUUCUUUUCACGAUCAAUUUGCAUUCUCUUGUAAUUUGCAUGUUUCGUUUCUGUGUUUUCUUCAGCCAAGAACAUUAAAAAAAUGCGAUCCCCGGGGACAUUGCUUUUGAAGUUAUUCCAAAACUCACAGCACGCGUUUUGAUCAAAUUUAAAUCUUCUUGCUCUUCGCGCUGGAAUUUCGUUUCUAAAACACUACAUCGGCUGAUCAGUCAUUAGUAUAUUUGCGCAGUCAAAAUAUUCGCGUCCAGACUUAUCGUGUUUUAAACCUUUUUUGCCCGUCCAAAGAUAUCCGUUUUUACAAGGAUUGGCUUUAAAUCAUCGUAAAAUUCUCCCUCUCCCCCUCUAAGAAUAAAAAUUUCAGUCAACAAAGUUGUCUCGUUUUCUUGCCAAGCUCCCGAGACCUUUUGAUUCUAAGGGCCUGUUUAUAUGGAGGUGGGAGAGCCCAGGUAGGUAAGGUAACCCGCCUGUCCACAUAAUCACUCAUUUUAAUUUGAUUACGUUUACAUGAUAGGUGGGGUGACCCGCCGCAUGUUACCUCACCUAUCUGGGGUCCCCCACCUCCAUGUAAACAGGCCCUAAGACGAGGGUAAGUGCGCGCGUAAAGAAGCGAAAGCGUGUUAGUUUUGGCGGGAACAAGCUACCACAUGUUAGAAGUUUUAUCAUUUUGCGCUCAGGAGAGAGCUUAACAUCCUUGGAUGAAAAUAAUUGUGUUGACUUUUCUGGCGAAAAAACAGUAGAACGAAGCUUUUCGGGGGAACCUAUUUUUUCAGAAUAGCCGUUAAAAAGCUUUUAAGUUUAAAUCCACCUAAUUGUCUCUUCGAUCUUCUAACGUAUAACUUUUCUUGUGGACUUCUGUUGAGUCUUUUAACGUUUCGAUUUACGAGAUUAGCGGCAAAGGAUGCUCUUUUUAAUAACCAGAAGUUUUUAGACUGUUCUCUAGUCUUCUUCAGCUCGUUUACAACAAAACAGUCUUGAUAGUGAAUGUGUACACACUGUUAAACCCAGAAGGGUUUCCUCGCAAGUUCGUCGAUCAAGUUGAGACGAGAGCAAAAAGGAGAAGAAAAACCAUUUUCUUUUGCUCUUGCUCCGACUUGCUUGGUACUCCGACAAUGUUGAACCUUGAAAACCAUACCCAGUUUAGCUGCACGUCUACGUUUAGGCCGAAUAGGGGAGUGUGUUCCGUAGGAGGUGGGGGUGGGGGAAAGGAGUUAUUUUGGGAGAGUGGUCUGACUCCCGUGUCAAACUUCUGAUCAGGUCCCUGUGCUGCAAGAGGUAUUAAUGGUAGUGUGUCUUGUGGGAGGUGGGGGAGUUUAUUUUGUUAGAGUGGUCUAAAUCCUGUGUCAAACUUCUGAUCAGGUCCCUGUGCUGCGAGAGAUAGGGGGAAUAUGGCCCGUGGGAGGUGGGGGUGUGGGGAAAUGGGUUAUUUUGAGAAAGUCGUCUGACUCCAGUGUCAAACUUCUGAUCAGGUCCCUGUGCUGCAAGAGAUCAUGAAAGUUGUGAUGGAUACUCAGAGGAUGCCUGUCAAUCUGAGUGGCUGAUUAAAAACUGUAAAAGGAAAUGUGGCCUUUGUCAAGGUAUGAAAGUACAUUGUAAUCCACCUUCUCCUAGCCUCGCGAGGGUUGAUUAGUCAUUCAGGGCGCGUGGCAUUUUUGAGCGACGUACGUCAACCGGAAGUUCGUGAUUUUCUCUUGUUAAAUGCCUUGACGCUACCAAAUUGGAUUGCUAAGUGUCUUUACUCUUAUAGAGACGAUUUGCUCAAAAACUGUGUUCAAAAUCGCCGCUCAAGAUUGCAAACAGUCCACUUCCGGUGGACGUGCGUCGCUCCAAAACGUCGCUGCUUAAACUCCCUAAUAAGGAUAAUACACUGGCAGUGAGGGUAGUGAGAGUAGAGAGAAAGAGUAAGCGUCGAUAGGAGCGAAUAGCAUUUCGUUUAACUAAGAGGACUAUGUGAUCUGACUAUGUAACUGCGUGAUGCCGUUCUAGUCAAAGACCCACAUUUCACCCUUGCUCGUCUGUAGCCCAGUAGUUAGAGCAUCCGCCGGAUUAGAUCUGGGGCGCGGAUUUUUUUCCGAGUUUCCAUUUGAUGCAAAAACGUAUCAUGUUGUUGUACUUCGACAAAAGACUCACUUAGACCAAUAAAAGCAGAGGGUAAAUGGAAGCCUACCUAUUAAAGGAAUGGAACGAUCCUUAACAGGGCAAGGCCAUUAUUGAGCAAGGGAAAGGCUGUUGUUAUUUAUUUCAAAUUUGAUCAGAAAGGGAAAUAGAAACGUUUUCAAACGGUAAAUGUUGUUAAAGGCGAAAAAAAGGAGAUGAAAUUUGUGUUUAACACUUCCAUUUUGAAGUGAACCAGGAAGGAGAUAGUUUUCAAAACAGUACAGAACAAUUCCUUUUUUGACGGAGACUUCGACUUUUUUCUUUCAGCACCAACACAAGCUCCACCAACAGUCGGUUUGGCGGCGCCAACAUCUUCUCCAGCAUACGGUUUGUGCGGUUUUCAUUCAUUUUUGUUUCAAAGUUCCUUGCGUUGAAUGGACUGUUUGUAAUAAUGCUGACAUAAAAUAUGUUGUCUCGUGGUAGCAGAGCAACUAGUGUCAAUUCAAACGUUGCGCUCAUUCGGGCAAAAUGCCUAAGAGACGGUUUACACUUUCGGCGCAUGUGUAAGCACAAUAUGCGCAGUCUCAGUGACGCAGUGUUCAUUAAGAGAAAACCUUAGAACAAACGCUCAAAUGAUCUUCUUUAGGCUGCCUGCGCCUCGACGAUCAACUUGUUCAACAUUCGUAUUGCUGAGGUAUUGUUGAUAAGCAAAGUUCUUGUACGCGUCUAUCAGAAGAGCCAAACUCAUCGGGCAGAAUGCCGCGAAUGUUAUGCAUAAUUGCGCGAAAUUCUACGGGAGACUUCAGAACAGUAAGGAAAAUUGCCUGAAACCAUCUACAGUAAGAGCAUGUACGUUUUGCGGACUUACAGGGUUAUUUCUUAUUAAAGCUUUGUAAUAGUAAAUGCAAUAUUUUUUUUUGUCCUUUCUACAGCUAAUAAGACGUUAAUAGUGCACCUGCCAGGGAGAGCAAGUGAGUCACUCAAAUUACAUUUUGUGUGCAUUGAACAUUAAAUCAUCGUUUUAUUUCUAUACAAUUUAAAUUAAUAUAUUUAACACGAGAUUGAGUUUUAAAUCUAAGGUGUUUCCCAUUUGUACGGAAAGGCCGGUAAGACUGAAUUCCCCACCAAAUGUAGUAGUAACACUUUUCGCGAGAGCAUGCUUACUAACAACUGGUCACAACUAAAAAGGUCACCAAUAAAAGUAGGAUACAAGUCAUGCAUUUCGUUACUGAGCACAGCACAACGCUGGAGGUAUUCCUUUACCCUUGCCUUUACCAAAAGAUUUCCAGCGAAAGCGACUGUUCCAUUUUCAUUCCCGCCAGAACCACGGGGUUUUUGGUGGAGUAAACUGAAAGGCUGAGCCCACGCAAGUAUUUUUAGACCGAACUACAUUGAACAGUCUUUUGACAGGCCAAAUUAGCGAAUAAUUAACAUUUAUUGGACGAGGUUGAGCAAAAUAUCGUGAUUUGUCAGUGGCGAGCAGAUCAAUUAUUUGCCAAAGUCGAAGGCUGAGGCAAAUAAUUGAUCUGUGAGACACUGACAAAUCACGAUAUUUUGCGCUAACCGAGUUCAAUAAUCGUUUUAUCAUUCGAUCACCGUGUUUGUUUUUUUAAUGAAUAUCUUCGGGAAGCUAAGCAAUCUGCCAUUUUCACGGAAUAGCGAUCGCAAGAAGGAGAAAAGCAUGCUUUCAUUUAGGCAUGAACAGAUAUUAUUUGCAGCCAAACAGAGUAGAGCGACAUUGUGCGUGAGCAGACCAUUAUUUGUAGGCAGUUAUUUGCAGAUCACGUGGUGGGCUCUCGGCCAAUGAAAAGGAAGAAAAUUUUGCAACGAAUGAUGAUUCCAAUUUUGUUUCCUACUUUUCUCUUUAUGUAGACUGCUACUAUGACGGUAUUUUACACGAGCAUGGUGAACGCUGGUCCCCAGGCCCCUGCACUCCCGAAUGCAAGUGCGAUGAUGGCAAAAUCCGCUGUACGCUGAUCGAGUGUCCGGAACUCAGCUGCAACAACCCGAUCAAGAAACGAUGGAAAUGCUGCCCAGAAUGUCCAGCGGAAGAAGGUGAGAAACGUGAGCGAUAAUAUCCGAACAUCUUCCGUAGCGUCUCAGCAACUUCCGUGGCCAUCUUCUCAAUACAUUUAAGGUCGUGUAAUUUAGGUUCGAAGUGUGUAACAAUUCCGCAUGAAGAUUUCCGAAGUCCUGUAUACUUGACAUUUAGAACAAGAACAAAAAUUGUCCAUUGUUCCAUGGAAAUUUGCUUCUGGACGAAAAUUGCUUGUCCCUUUGGAUAAUUAUGUUUCGUAAAGUAAAGUGCCUAUAAGGGUAACUUAUCGUAAUGUCCAAAAAAACUGUGCCCUACCGGUCAAAACGUUUUUCAAUCCAUAUCAUCUUUUCCCUAAAACGUCUUCAAUAAUGUGCGCUGAAAAUAAAAUGCCUCCUCUCGAUCGACCACGACAAUCGUAUUACAGGGCACGAAUGUCAGCUAUAGCGGACAAAAGAUUGCCAACGUUUUGUACUGUCAAAUAACUGUUCCAUGUGCGACAUUUUGCUGAUCACUUCUUAUAUUUUCCAGCAAACUUCUGUGGGCAUUCCUCAGUAAAAUGUCCUUGUAAGGUACAAAAGAGUGUAAACGGAACUUUUACCUCUAUCAUAGAGACUCUGAGUCAUAAAGUACUGUUCUAUUCCAGGUCUGAAUGCGCGCUGUGUAGAAACAGAAGGUGGAACGAGCAACGGCGCGUGUUGCGUGUUUCCUUUUAUUUACCACGGUACACAGUACUUUGAGUGCAUGGAUGAUGAAAACAAGAAACCUUGGUGCNUAUACUUGACAUUUAGAACAAGAACAAAAAUUGUCCAUUGUUCCAUGGAAAUUUGCUUCUGGACGAAAAUUGCUUGUCCCUUUGGAUAAUUAUGUUUCGUAAAGUAAAGUGCCUAUAAGGGUAACUUAUCGUAAUGUCCAAAAAAACUGUGCCCUACCGGUCAAAACGUUUUUCAAUCCAUAUCAUCUUUUCCCUAAAACGUCUUCAAUAAUGUGCGCUGAAAAUAAAAUGCCUCCUCUCGAUCGACCACGACAAUCGUAUUACAGGGCACGAAUGUCAGCUAUAGCGGACAAAAGAUUGCCAACGUUUUGUACUGUCAAAUAACUGUUCCAUGUGCGACAUUUUGCUGAUCACUUCUUAUAUUUUCCAGCAAACUUCUGUGGGCAUUCCUCAGUAAAAUGUCCUUGUAAGGUACAAAAGAGUGUAAACGGAACUUUUACCUCUAUCAUAGAGACUCUGAGUCAUAAAGUACUGUUCUAUUCCAGGUCUGAAUGCGCGCUGUGUAGAAACAGAAGGUGGAACGAGCAACGGCGCGUGUUGCGUGUUUCCUUUUAUUUACCACGGUACACAGUACUUUGAGUGCAUGGAUGAUGAAAACAAGAAACCUUGGUGCUCCACCACUUCUAACUAUGACAUUGAUGGAAUGUGGGGACACUGCCUCGGUAAGAAAGCCAAAUAGAAACCAUAGGAACCUUGGGGAUGCUAGAAACCAUACGUCUGAAUCAAGUACAUUAUGACAAAGAUACUAACACACUCGGGUUUAAACGCUGUGUAGCGUCACCCUUGAAGGUCACACAGGUUCGAGGUUAACUGAUCAUUUGCAAAUAGUAUUAUCACUACACUAACUAGCGCAGAAAGAUUGUAAUCCGAAAUUUUGGUAACUCCUUUCAAAACUAAAACGCCGGUAACGGCACGUUAACACGUGUGAAACGCGUGAAAUGGUGAACUCGCACAUGGUACCUAUCUGCGAGUAAACAAGACCCGUGUAUAGUGCAUGUAUGUGAUUUUUCCACACAUUUGUGUACCUUUUCCUGUGUACAUACCAAUAAAACGUUAUCUUAUUAUUGGGUUGCCUGUGGCAAAGCCCAAUAAAGUUCUGAGUUCUGUUUAAAAAAUACAAAAUGUCGGACGCAUAACCAAGAGGGCGUUGCGUAUCCCGCGCCAGCUACAAUGGGACGAUUACUUGACUUUUGUGGGAAAGGGUAGGGCUUGGUCAUUUCAGAUACAUACAAACAGACUUGAAACUAUUUAAAUUAGUUAAUAGGUUCACUUUAUCGCGAGCGGCUGGUAGACCAAUGUAUCGUAAUUAUGGGGGUGUUAUUUAAUCAAGUAGCUGACACUCCAAUUGCUCUUUCAUCAGCAGAAUCCCAAGAAACCUUGGAAACGGAACAGCCUGGUCAGGGGGCCACUGGGAGACCUCUUUCUGACGAGUACGCGUCCACUGCAGCCAUAUCUCCAACCCCUCUUCCAUCAACGUUUGCCGGUAAAAUACAAUCGAGUGUUUUGUAG